Clarias gariepinus (North African catfish) is the source of this 1012-nucleotide messenger RNA. Its product is annotated as receptor-type tyrosine-protein phosphatase eta-like. The record is from RefSeq and is a predicted model, not a curated record. The coding region runs from base 35 to 1012 and encodes 325 amino acids. Gene Ontology annotation, molecular function: protein binding. The transcript has 5 exons. Lineage: Eukaryota; Metazoa; Chordata; Actinopteri; Siluriformes; Clariidae.
CAAUCUCAUUGUUUCAAGCGAAAACACAUCAUCCAUGCCUUUAACCUUGAAUGCACCACCAGGGAACAGCUCCUUGUUUACAGGAAAUGGCACUGGUGGCAGUGUGAAUAUUAGCAGUAACAGCUCAAGCACAUCUUACACUGUCACUGGUCUGACUGCUGGAGUGAACUACACAGUCAGUGUUCCUACAGUUGCUACAGAUGGACAAACUACAGGAGCAACAACUCAAACCUCAACAGUUUCAUAUGUUGUCACCAAUCUCACUGUUUCAAAUGAAACCACAUCAUCCGUGCCUUUAACCUUGAAUGCACCAACAGGAAAUGGCACUGGUGGCAGUGUGAAUAUUAGCAGUAACAGCCCAAGCACGUCUUGCAAUGUCACUGGUCUGACUGCUGGAGUGAACUACACAUUUACUGUUACCGCAGUUGCUGCAGAUAAUCAAACUACAGGAGCAGCAACUCAAAUCUCUACAUUCACAAAUCCGGGUGUUGUCACCAAUCUCACUGCCUCUAGUAAAACCACAUCAUCUGUGUAUCUAACCUGGAAUAAACCACCUGGGAACAGCUCCUUGUUUAUAGUAAACUGGACUGGUGACAGUGUGAAUAUCAGCAAUAAUUCUCCAAACCUGUCUUUCAAUGUCACUGGUCUGACUACUGGAGUGAAAUACACAUUCAGUGUUACUGCAGUUGCUGCAGAUGGACAAACUAAAGGAGCAACAACUCAAAUCUCAGCAUUUACAAAGCCAGAUGUUGUCACCAAUCUCACUGUCUCUAGCAAAACCACAUCAUCUGUGUCUCUAACCUGGAAUAAACCAACUGGGAACAACAGCUCCUUGUUUAUAGUAAACUGGACUGGUGGCAGUGUAAAUAUCAGCAGUAACACUUCAAACCUGUCUUACACUGUCACUGGUCUGACUGCUGGAGUGAACUACACAUUCAGUGUUACUGCAGUUGCUGCAGAUGGACAAACUAAAGGAGCACCGACUCAAAUAUCAGCAUUCACAACGACCUAA